Messenger RNA from Bipolaris zeicola 26-R-13, 240 nucleotides. RefSeq lists its product as uncharacterized. The annotation marks the transcript as partial. The record is from RefSeq and is a predicted model, not a curated record. The transcript has a single exon. NCBI's taxonomy places the organism in Eukaryota, Fungi, Ascomycota, Dothideomycetes, Pleosporales, Pleosporaceae.
UGGGAUGCUUUGAGUGCAAAUGACGCCGCAACGUGGGUGGUUUCGAACAAGCAAUGGGUGAAGAGGGUCACCACCACCACGGAGGCAGGUCAGAAAUGCCGUCAGCAGGCCAGUCAGCGGAACUGGAGUGGCGCUAUCAAGCCCACAUUUUUUGCUCCCAGGCCCAGUUCUCCAUCGCAAUCCGUUUCCAAUUGUUAUAUCCAAACGUGCCGUCGCUCAGGGUGCAGCCCCACGUACUAA